Corticium candelabrum is the source of this 2247-nucleotide messenger RNA. Its product is annotated as poly(A) RNA polymerase GLD2-like. NCBI's taxonomy places the organism in Eukaryota, Metazoa, Porifera, Homoscleromorpha, Homosclerophorida, Plakinidae. The transcript has 16 exons. The coding region runs from base 4 to 2091 and encodes 695 amino acids. Gene Ontology annotation, molecular function: poly(A) RNA polymerase activity. The record is from RefSeq and is a predicted model, not a curated record.
ACCAUGUCUUCCAAUUACAAGAAUAUGGGUCAAGGAGGCCCGUUUCAGGGAAACCAAUGGCAACCGCAAUGGACACAUCACUCUCAACCAUUUCACGGGCCUUGUUUAGAAUUACGAGACACCACGUUUCCAAUUUCAUCUGACAUGGGGAAAGAGUCGCAGGCAAUCGUAGUCCGACCGUCUCCGGGCAACAAUCAGUUUCCACAGAAUACGACCGAGACAGCUCAGUCUGCACACCUCCCUGCAUCGAAUUCGCAGUCUGCAGGAGCUUCAGGAUUGAUAACAGGUGAAAGUGAGAGGCUUCGUGCAUAUAUCGAGUACCAAAAUUCUAUUGCUGCUGCUGCGUCUGCAGCUGCUGCUGCAGCUGCAGCAGCAUAUGCUGCUACUCAAACAGGGCAGCAAGUGCCAUCAGUUUAUCAACCAUUCCAGGCAGCUACAAACCCAGAACAAGGGAUGUAUCAAUUGCCGAUUGAUAUUCAGACACCACCUAUCGGGCAGCAGAUGCAGUCGUCAUUGAAUACUGGGCAAAACAUACCACGUGUGAUGAACCCUCAAGGAUUUGCUAGUCCAGCUCAGCAACCUAUGAUUGCAGCUUCUACACAUGCCAGUCUUAGUCAACCCGUUCAAUUGGUAACUCCUCCACACUCUUCAUUUGGGUCUCCUGAACAGCAACCUGCUUUGCAACAACCACGUCUGCAACAGCCGAGUCUGCAACAGCCACUUUUGCAACAGCCAAGCCUGCAACAACCGCUUCUGCAACAGCCGAGCUUGCAACAGUCGAGUCUGCAACAGUCGCGUCUGCCUCAUCCAAAGCAGCCGAGAUUCGUUUCUCCUGUACAGCGAUCGUCAUUUGAUCAGUCAGCAGGUAGACCAUUUCUGAGCCCACGUGGUGUUAGUAGCUCAAUACAGACUCCAGGAAUGGCACAGUCACAAUUUGUAGGAGCACGAGUGGCAAUGCAGCCACGUGGCAUGAGUUCAAGUUCUGUUCAAAGACCACGACCGCUAAUGCAUAGUCCUCGCAGUUUUGGUGGUGAGAAGGUUGUGAGGACUACUUUUAUCCAACCAUUGAGAGUAGGUAUGGGUAGUGGUUCAGGAAGGCCUUUUAGACGGCAUAAUGUACGAGGAGGAUUGAGUGAGGAGAUAGUGAGGUAUUAUCGUGAACAGGUGCAGUCAAAUGAGAUGAUGAGGAAGAAGAAUGAAGUUAGGAUGAUUCUUGAGAAAGCCAUUCAAGAUAGAAUUUCUCCAGAAUUGAGGGUUCUUCUGUUUGGGUCAUCGGUAAAUUCGUUUGCCACUCGAAACAGUGAUGCCGAUUACUCGGUUGUGACUGUGGGAGAGCAUAACUCAAAUUUCAGAGGUGGAAGACUGAGGCUGUUGGAGCUGAUCAAUCGUGAAUUCAGAAGGAAUCCUGUGACCAGCAAUAAUAUGAAUAUUGGGAAGUUCUUUCUUGUCAGAGCAAAGGUCCCGCUUCUGAAAUUUAGAUUUUGGAAGGCAGAAGCUGAUCUCAGCGUUGACAACGUUGAUGGACUCAAGAAUUCAGUUUUGCUGCAAGCUUUUUCUGAGGUUGACAUGAGAGUAGCUCCACUUGUGGUUAUUAUCAAGGACUGGAGCAAACAGUGUGGAAUCAACAAUGCUCCUGCUGGAUACUUGUCUUCCUACUCUGUGGUGUUAAUGGUCAUUUUCUUUUUGCAAUGUUGCUCUUCACCUAUUGUCCCAUGCUUCAAAGCAGAAUAUCAGCAACAAGAAACACUGAACAGUUUGCACUACACUGAUACUGCAGGCUUGAAAAGUGUGCUUGACACUGCUACGUUUGUUAGUCAGAACAAUUCUGAUCUUGACCAACUUCUGCAUGAUUUUUUCAAGUUUUAUGCAGAAUUUGAUUUCAACUGUGUGAUUUCUGUGCGAUGCGGGUGCAAGUUGAUGAAAUCAGAUAAGUGGGAGAAGGAAAUCUGCAUUGAAGAACCAUUCAUGAGAGAGAACACUGCCAGAGCAUUGAAGAAUUUCAAUUUCCCAAUGAUUAAAAAGCGAAUCACAAAGGCACUGGCCGACCUAACACAAAAGCCUCAUAUAUCUUCAUUGGUUAGAUCAAGGUGAAGGGAAUUUUGGUGAUGAGACGAGAUUUUUCAAUGGGGACGUUUAGGGAACUUGAAGCAGUAGAUCUGUUGAGUAAGUGACAACUCUAGCGGUAGGCAUAUAUUUAUAAAUAUAGGGCUGUUUGUGGUGGGCGUGACUAUUAGCCUCGCCCAACGA